UCAGCUGAUGAGCUUCAGGAAAAAUCGCUUUGUUUUGUCGUCCUUGUGGUGCAAUUGUACGGUAAUUGUUGUCUGCCUGAACUAUAUCUGCACAGUGAAAACGCACUUAUUUACUGGAAGAAUAGUUUUGCGAAAAAAUGAGUGGAUUAGCAAAGUUAUUUGGAGGAGGUAAAAGUAAACAGCCAACACGAGAGGAAGCGAUCCAGAAAUUGAAAGAAACACAGGAAAUGCUUGAGAAAAAAUCAGAAUACUUGGAGAAAAAGAUUCAAGAUGAACUUGCUACCGCCAAAAGACAUGGCACUAAAAAUAAAAAGCUAGCCUUAACAGCACUUAAAAGAAAGAAGAGAUUUGAAAAACAACUUGGUCAGGUCGAUGGGACUUUAUCAAAUAUUGAGUUUCAAGUGGAAGCGUUGCAGGAUGCACAAGCAAAUGCACAAACUUUCAAAAACAUGCAAUAUGGCGCAAAAGCAUUGAAACAGGUUCAUGGAAACAUGUCAGCAGAUGAUGUUCAUGAGGUUAUGGAUGACAUUGAAGAGCAACAACAAGUUGCUCAAGAAAUAAGUGACGCAUUGUCAGGUCCUGUAGGAUUUGGCACAGACAUUGAUGAAGAUGAUCUAAUGGCUGAACUUGAGGAAUUAGAGCAGGAAGAUCUAGACAGAGAAUUGCUGAAUGUGGGUGCAGCAACAAAUGAACUUCCUGAUGUCCCAGUAUCGGAUCUACCUACUCCAGUGGCAAAAGUGAAAGAUGAUGAAGCAGAACUCAGGCAGCUUGAAAAUUGGAUGGCAAGCUGAAUAUGAAAAAAAAAAUGUCUGAAUGAUAUGACAAUGUUUCAGUAUGCUUAUUCACUGAAAUGAUCACUUUUGUCAUUUGUCAUUUGCUUGCACUAUCAAGUCAUCUGCUGCAGUUCUUCAGAAUUUUAUUAUUCAACAAUUUCUAGCAUCCAUGUCUACCCAAUUUUAACUGUUUUUUUUUCUUGAUAUUAUUACAGACUAUGGUGAUUUAGCAGAAAAAAUAUGAUGUUUUACAGAAAAAAAUAUUAAUUUUCAUAUGAAUCAGAAAUAAUGAUAUUUAAAAAAGAUGGCUAUAUUCAAAACCAAAUUACUAUCCUUUUAUUCAAUCAAUUUUAAAUAUUUGCAAUCCAGAAUACUAGGUCAUAUAUUAUGUUGACAUCUUAGAUAGAGGCACACUUUUAAUGACAUAUUGGUAAAUCAGCAGAUCCAGUGUGGAUGAAUUAGACGUUUGCUCAUCAUGUGUUUGAUCUGUCAAGAUAUAUUUCUUGCAUGAUGGUAAAGAUAGUACAGAAUUGUACUUUAUAAGCCGGAUCCGUGGAAUUAGAAUAAUAAAUUAUAUGUGACAUAAUUAUACAACCUUUAUAUUUUAUCGGGGAAAAGUUGAUAAUAAUAAUAUACUUACCAGUAGGUUGUAUGAAAAUUCUUAAAUAUUUUGAAACCCUUUUCUACAUUACAGCUUUCACAAAUCCGCAAUUAUGUGUAAAACACCUGGCCUCUGCUUCAGUAACUGAAUAAGUUAUUGACCAAUACUUGUUGUACCAUAUUCUGUAUGUUUUUAUCCAGCAGCUUUAUAACUUCAUACUGUCUUAGAUCAUUACAGAAUUAAUUAAUGCUUAUGUUCUGUAUCAGGAGAAGAAUUGUAUUCUUUUUUUCGAGAAUUUAUGCAUUCAUAUAUUAUUUUUAAUUUCUCACUUUAAAUUUUCAAUAUGUCGCUUUUUUCUAUUUUAUUUCGUUUCAAAAUUUCCAUCUGUUUCUAAAAUAACAUCGAAGGGUUUAAUUGUCAAAAUGAUUUGUAAAAUGGAGAACCUGUCAAACGGUACUCAAAUUUUUUCAUACUAUUCAUGGUGUGUUAUUCAGAGCUUAGGCUUGAAUGUUCGUUAUUACUUGAUUAUAUUUUAAUGAGAUUAAUUUGAAUUUGCAGCUCAGGUAUAUGUUAUAUGUAUAUUUACCUGAGUUGGGAAAUCUUGUUGGGACAUUUUUAUAGUUGUGCGUGUAUUGUUAAAGUGCAUAAUAAUAAUAAUAAUAAAUAAUCAGGAUAUUUUUUUGGAUUGACAUAAUUAGAUAUAUUUUUUUAGUUGGAAUCUGUUUAAAAUGCAAGUAUUUCUAUCACCGUUGUUUUCGUGCAUAGGCGAUUUGGAAAUGCAUGUUUUAAGUUUCAGAUAGUCACUUUUUUAAUGUUGUAAUAUUAUUAUAUUAUUACUCAAAAAUAUGUUAAAUUUUUUUCUUAGAAA
Messenger RNA from Styela clava, 2242 nucleotides. The record is from RefSeq and is a predicted model, not a curated record. NCBI's taxonomy places the organism in Eukaryota, Metazoa, Chordata, Ascidiacea, Stolidobranchia, Styelidae.